Molecule: messenger RNA, 1038 nt
Organism: Cylas formicarius (sweet potato weevil)
Lineage: Eukaryota; Metazoa; Arthropoda; Insecta; Coleoptera; Brentidae
Product: protein Wnt-8a-like
Exons: 5
Coding region: 1-1038 (345 amino acids)
Biological process (GO): multicellular organism development; cell fate commitment; canonical Wnt signaling pathway
Cellular component (GO): extracellular region
Molecular function (GO): cytokine activity; frizzled binding
Source: RefSeq, a predicted model, not a curated record
AUGAUCGUUCCCGCCCGAAUGUACGCGUUGGUGUUUUGGUGCUUCGUCCCGGGGGGUAGUUUUUUCGAAUUUGCGACACCCGGCGGGAUCAACCCGAAACUAAUGGAGAGCGUGUCAGGGGGCACGCUGCUCGCGCUGGAACACUGUCGGGGCGUUUUCCGAUGGGACCGCUGGAACUGCCCGAAGGAAGAGUUUGCGAGACGCGCCGCGAAUAGAACAGAUCGCGAGGCAGCUUUCAGCAAUGCUAUCCUUGCCGCCGGUAUAGUCCACGCGAUCACCAGAAACUGCUCCAGGGGAGAAAUCGACGAGUGCGGCUGCGCGUCCAAGCCUCCGGAUCACCCAGGGCCGUACGAGGCCGAUUUGGACGGGAAAAAUCAUCCGCCCGGCACAGUCGCCGACUGGUCUUGGGGUGGGUGUUCCGACACCACCGGGUACGCCGAGAUGGUAACUUCGGACCUCCUCGAGAAGUCAAGAAACGACGCUGACGGCACUUCGUUAGUCGAAGCUCAUAAUUUCAGGGUCGGGAUAGAGAUGGUGCGUGAAACGAUGGUGAGAAGAUGUCGCUGCCACGGGAUGUCGGGCAGCUGUUCACUUCAGACUUGCUGGUUGCAGACGGCGCCGUUCGAGCAGCUAGCUAGAAAGCUGCGCGAGAAGUACGGCAAAGCUCUGCGGCUUUCCAAGGACACUGCACAGGCGUACGUCAGAAUCGGCAAUAGCAUACAGCACGCUGAGCGCAGGCGGAGUAUUCAACUUCCGGGAAACCGAUUAGUGUAUCUGGAUCAAUCUCCGGAUUAUUGCGUGGAAAACGAAGCAAAAAACUGGCCCGGAACGAAGGGACGCUCGUGUUCGAGGUCCAGAUCAGAACUGGCCACGGUGGCCGAACGGAAGAGCUGCAGGAAUCUGUGCAGGCAAUGCGGCCACAAAGUCAAGAAACAAAAACGCUUGGCGACGACCCGUUGUAAUUGCAAAUUCGAAUGGUGUUGUGCCGUUAAGUGCGACAUCUGUACGGAGAAUGUCGAUGAAUUUUACUGCGAUUAG